Molecule: messenger RNA, 1115 nt
Organism: Pezoporus flaviventris
Lineage: Eukaryota; Metazoa; Chordata; Aves; Psittaciformes; Psittacidae
Product: CKLF-like MARVEL transmembrane domain-containing protein 4
Exons: 4
Coding region: 1-456 (151 amino acids)
Cellular component (GO): membrane
Source: RefSeq, a predicted model, not a curated record
AUGCGGGUUUUGGCACUGAUUGCAUUCAUUUGCAUAGAGACCAUCAUGGAAUGCUCCCCUUGCAAAGGCCUUUAUUUCUUUGAGUUUGUGAGCUGCAGUGUGUUGGUGGUUACUGGAGUUCUGUUGCUUAUGUUCAGUCUAAAUCUUCACAUAAGAAUACCGCAGAUCAACUGGAAUCUUACUGAUCUGGUCAACACUGGACUCAGCACUUUCUUCUUUUUCAUUGCCUCUGUAGUACUUGCUACUUUAAACCAUAAAACUGGAGCAGAAAUUGCUGCUGUGAUAUUUGGUUUCUUGGCAAUGGCAAUGUAUGCUGUGAACACAUAUUUAGCUAUUAAAAAGUGGCGAGUGAACAGCAGACAACAAAAUAGUGGGCAGACCAGUGAUUCCAUAUGUGCUCGGACAGAGUCCAGAGAAGUGGAUCAUCACCCUGAGAUUCAGCGUCUGGAUGCAUGAAAGUGACAUUCACAUGGGACUGCAAAGGGAAAAGACAUGCUUAACUCCCUCAUGGAAUAAAGGGGUUUGUCUUUAUUUGAGGAAGAAAAGGAAGAUAAGAUGGUGGCAAAGAAUGCCGAGCCCUGCAUAUGUUCAGAGGUGUAUUGAGUCGGAAGCUGUUGUCAUGAAGGCAGUAAAUGUUGGUCAUUCAAAAGCAAGAUCCGUUUAACAUGUCCACCUAUAUAUACACAUAUAUAGCUUAUAUAAUAUAUGUAUAUGCUCUGAAGUAUGUUAUUGUUUUGGAUUAACUGCACAGUACUUUCCUCUCCCAAGUGCAAGUUCUGAAUAUACUUGUUCUGCCACUGUUUCUUCACCUAUUGGAAAACACUAAGACCAGUGCUGCAUUGGUCAGUUAAUAUAAGAAAAGCACCUAAAGGAAAUUUAAUAAAUGCAAAAAGGAAGUGAGGGGCAAAUAGCAAUAACUUUAGCCAUGUUGUUAUGUCCAACAAACUCUCUGUGUCUAUCCUCAUGCAGCCUCAGCAGUACAGGUCAAUUUUUGUCUGCAAGAUCUCCUGCAGUUUCACUGUUGGUGCACUUAUAUAGCUGAAAUGGACAACUGUCUCCCAUUUUUUGUUUGAUGGAUGUAGUGUUGAGGUAGUUACUCUAUGGGUUACUCUGGA